AUCUAAUAACUUUCUAGAUGGCAACAUUCCAGCAAGCCUUGGCACUCUCACAAAACUUAUAUCUCUGGAUCUUUCCGCUAACUCCUUGAGGGGGGAAAUCCCACAGGAGAUACUCAUGAUUCCCUCUCUUACGGUACUUCUCAACCUCUCCAACAAUGCUCUAAGUGGCUCCAUUCCAACACAGAUAGGAAAGUUGAACAGCCUUAGUGCAAUCGACCUAUCAACGAACAAGCUCUCGGGUGAAAUCCCAGACAGUCUCAGCAGUUGCGUCCAACUGAAUUUUCUAAAUUUUCAAGGAAAUCUUUUGCAUGGGCAAGUACCGAAAGGUUUUUCUUCCUUGAGAGGCCUUGAAAAGUUGGAUCUUUCUGAUAAUAACUUAGCAGGACCCAUUCCUGAGUUCCUCCAGAGAUUUGAGCUCCUAAUAUAUCUAAACCUCUCUUUCAACAACCUAUCUGGUCCCGUGCCAAAUGCAUGGAUCUUUCACAAUGCUACUGUAUUGUUGCUCCCUGGCAAUAGCAUGCUAUGCGGAGGCCCCCCAUCCUUGCAACUCCCUUCAUGCCCAUAUAUAGGUUCUAACAAGGCUGCGCAGCAUCGGCGUCGGCUCAUACUCUUUUGCAUGGUUGGAACUUUGAUCUUCUUCAUGUUCUCUCUAACUGGAUGCUACUUAAUGAACACAAGAAUCAAACCGAACAAUGUUCUUGAUCAAGGAGUUGGAUUUCACCAAGAGAUGCAUGAGAGGAUAUCCUAUGCUGAGAUAGAUGCAGCAACAGAGUCAUUCUCACUGACAAAUUUGAUUGGUUCUGGAAGUUUCGGGAAUGUGUACAUUGGAACUCUAAAUCUCGAUGAGAGCUUAUGUACUGUAGCAAUAAAGGUUCUCAAUCUUGGCAAACGAGGAGCUAAUAGAAGCUUCUUGAGAGAGUGUGAGGCCCUAAGGAAGAUUCGACACCGGAAGCUUGUCAAAGUGAUCACUGUGUGUAGCAGUUUGGACCGUAAUGGUGAUGAGUUCAAGGCACUUGUCUUAGAGUUUAUCAGCAACGGAAAUUUAGAUGAAUGGCUGCAUCCAAACUCCAUGACUAACAGCCGGAACUUUAGAAGGCUAAGUUUGAUGGAAAGGCUAUGCAUUGCUCUUGAUGUUGCAGAGGCAUUAGAAUAUCUUCACCAUCAAAUUGAGCCAUCCAUAGUUCACUGUGAUAUCAAACCAUGCAACAUCCUUCUAGAUGAUGACUUUGUUGCACACAUCACCGACUUUGGUCUAGCAAAGAUAAUGCAUACCGAUGAAUGCAUGCACAAUGGUGGUGGAACUGAAAGCAGCUCACUUGUAAUUAAAGGCACAAUUGGAUACGUCGCACCAGAGUAUGGCUCAGGAUCUGAAACCUCCACGGAUGGUGAUGUAUAUAGCUACGGGGUGUUGCUAUUGGAAAUAUUUACUGGAAUGAGGCCAACUGACAAUUUCAUGGAUGAUGUGACAAGCCUGGUCGACUAUGUCAGGAUGACUUAUCCUGAUAAGCUACUGGAUAUAUUGGAUGACAGUGCAAUCUACAGAGGAGACAGGCAGUGUAUCAUAGAUAUAUUCUUAUAUCCUAUGUUUAAGCUGGGCCUAGCUUGCUGUGAGGAUUCCCCAAGGCACAGAAUGCAGAUGAACGACAUAGUCAACGAAUUGAACACCAUAAAGAAAGCAUGCGCGGCUCACAUGGCUGUUCAUGAAUUCAGAGCAACCGCCUGAUCCAGGCAGGAAGCAUAGGAGUAAGACAGUCUAAUCGACCGACUGAUUAUGCUCCCUAAGAGCUUAUUGUAAGGCUGGGGAGCUCCCAGCAAUAUCUUUGGCAACUCUGGUCGAAAAGAUGGAGCUGACGACGCUGAUGCUUGCGGGCGCCGCUGGCCUUUGCGAAGGCGUUGUGAUCCCGUAUCCCUGUAUUUGUUUCUAGAAUAUGCAGUAUCCAUUUUCCAUCCAUUAUGUUCACUUCUCCCUGAAGCUGCAUCCUCUUUAGCCUGAAAGGACUGCCACUUUGAUUUAGACAACCAAAGUAUAGUAUAUAGUUCUUGUGAUCUGUUAGUCUCUUUUUUAAGCUAGUAAUAUCUUGUUGCAUGGAUUGGUUACUCGUGAAUAUCGUGAAUGCACUUUGUACCCCAGUCUCA
Molecule: messenger RNA, 2136 nt
Organism: Triticum dicoccoides
Lineage: Eukaryota; Viridiplantae; Streptophyta; Magnoliopsida; Poales; Poaceae
Product: probable LRR receptor-like serine/threonine-protein kinase At3g47570
Exons: 3
Coding region: 116-1723 (535 amino acids)
Biological process (GO): protein phosphorylation
Molecular function (GO): protein binding; ATP binding; protein kinase activity
Source: RefSeq, a predicted model, not a curated record